Molecule: messenger RNA, 5496 nt
Organism: Hylaeus volcanicus
Lineage: Eukaryota; Metazoa; Arthropoda; Insecta; Hymenoptera; Colletidae
Exons: 3
Coding region: 238-975 (245 amino acids)
Biological process (GO): mitochondrial electron transport, cytochrome c to oxygen
Cellular component (GO): mitochondrial inner membrane
Molecular function (GO): enzyme regulator activity
Source: RefSeq, a predicted model, not a curated record
AGAUUAUGUUGGCAUACGACAACCGAUAACAGUUCUGCGACGGCAGAUCGUGUUUUAUUAUACUGUCAUUUCAAAGUUCCAGAGAGAAAUGUCCCCAACGUUGCGUCGUCGUCGAGGAAUGUUUUCGCAGGCGAGCCUGAAAUUAGUGCGAAGAGUUGCACCGAAAGGUCUUUCUUGACCAGCAAGAGAACGUCGGUUCCCUCGCGGUUCGCUUCGACGUCGAUCUGCCACGGUUGGAUGUUUUCCAAGGCGAUUUGUCCUUCGACAGGAUACGCUGGCCCGUCCACGAGGAAGUUAUCUCAUUCAGCGCGGACCACUUAUUUCUCGGCGAACAAUCCGGCCUGCAGGAAGUACUCGUCGCGUGGGAACACGGAGAAGGGCGUUUUCUGCGGAACGACGUCUCGUAGACGUCGGUUCUCCUCCGAAGAUAGCUCCUGCAACAAAACGUCGACGUCAGAUAGCCGCGGUGAUCAGACAUCUGGGAACCAGGAAGCAGCCAAGGACCGGUGCUCGAAGAGGAAGCCCGUCGCAAGCUCCUGUUCGAGUGCGCCCAUGGAAGUAUGCCCCGAGUCCUCGACAACGUGCACGCUUUCGGUCAAGGAUCCGUGCCCCAAGCCUUGCCCUCCCCCUGUGUGCCCUGCUCCCGAGGAAUCCAAUCGUUGCUCGAACGUGGACGAUUAUUGCGUUACCGAAGCGUCUCGGAAGGAAAAGUUCUAUCGGUUUUUGUCUCUCUUCGUGGCGAUGCCGCUGAUAUUGGUCAUGUCGAUCUACGUUUACGCAAGAGAAAUGGAAAAGAAGAAACAACCGCGGCCAGAGUUCGUGGACGUCCCCUACAUGCGUCGAAUAAUUAAGCCUUUCCCGUGGGGCGACGGCAGGCACACCUUGUUCCACAAUCCCGUGAAAAAUCCAAUAUCCCCUCACGGAUACGAAGUGGAAGACCCGAAUGCACCGAAGACAGGCGAACCAAAGGAUUAACGAACGCGUCACGGUACACGUAAGAGAAAAGGGACAACGAGAUCGCUUUAACCGUGCGGCGUGACUCUCGGUUUUAUUGUUCGUUCAUUGUCCCGGAAAUUGGCUCGAAAUAGAUCGGUUCAGCGACGCUGGAGAUCUGAAAUUGUCCAACGGAAACGUAUCAUCGAACGUCUUCGCGUGUACUUGAACCUUUUGGAAAUUCGGGCCGCUUUCAAAAUUACAUACGAACGAAUUGCCACGGGAGCGAAUUUUUUCCACGGCGUUUCCUAUCCGAUUGUUUUUGCUCGCUAACUUAUUCGCGGUGCGGUAUUCGACUGCCGGAUGUGCCGUAUCUGGCGGCCGAAUGAAAAUAACGCGGCGAUUAUGGCCGCCUGACCGCGUUCGAUCUCCGUAGAUUCCUUCCUCGUUUCAGCAACGAGCUACGAUCAAAUUUCCAUUCCCGUGGCAUGAUAAUUACCGCAAAACUUGUUCAACUCUCUGUUGCGUAAUGUGAUCAGGCAUUGCUAAAAAUUCAUGACGCUGUAAAGUAUUCUAAAUCCUCUUCGUACGGUACGGAAUUGAAUAAACGUGCAGUUAAGGCAAUAAAAUGUGUAUCGGAAUAGAGAGUUCAAACGUGCUACAGAUUCAAAAAUUCGUAGAGUCUACGAGUUCUACUUUUUCGAACAUUCGCUGUGGUCAACGUCUAUUUCUGCUCCACUUCUCGCGCAUUCCUCGUUACAGCAGAACAAAACUUCACUGAAGUCGAGGGUGCAAUGAUGCCGCACCCUUGUUACUCUUCUAACUCCCCUAACGACGGUUCCCAAGGAGUCUCAGAUGGUUUGUGUCUCCUAUCCUACGCGUUUCCUUUCGUGUGUCGCUCGACGAAUCCGAAUACGGUAAAGUCUCCUUACAUGAACAAACUCGGGACUGAACUUGUGCGUUCAUCGAAGAGCUCGUAUAUUUUUUGGUGUUUCCCGAUGCGCAUCAAACGUAGAGGAGGACAACGAAUAAAGAAGAGGAAAGUAUUACUAUUUAAUAUUCAUCUUAUAAAAAAUAUAUAAUAUGUAACAGCACUUGUAAAUAAAUAAUUUCUCGUCGUAUAAUUUAAGUGUACGAUUUGAUUAGGAUUUGAUUAGCAUUGUCUCGCCAAUAUAUUCGAUCUCGGAUCAUGUUCUCGGAUCAUGUUCUCGGAUCACGUUCUCGGAUCAUCUCAAGGGGUAUACGCCACAGUGGUGGGGAUGGUUUCUGUGCAUUUAUCGUAGAGAAAUUUCUGCAUUUAAAGAGAGUUUACGGUACGCGUAUCCCCGGAGAAGGUCAACGUUGGACGAGACCCCCGAGCACGUUCUUGUCCUCUCCUUUCGUCACUGGGUGAAACUUGUCGCUUGCGUCACACAUGUACAAGGCACAUGUGCAUAUUAUGCCGGCAGGUUCUCCUAAUGUCGUUUGACGUCACGACGACGUUUGGACAUCCGAGGAUGGGAUGCGCUACUUCCUUUUUCUCUCUUCUCGAUUCAUUCGAAUCGGCGUAACGAUAUCCGGCGUUGGGUCGCGAUCGUUCAAACGUUCUAAUUUUACGCCGGUAACAUAAUGGCACCUUGUGUUUAUUCUCGGACGAUUAAUGCGAUUUUCGACAUGCCCGUGCCACGAACGUGCGAAACGAAACAGAAACUAUUUCAGUUACAUUCAAUAGAAAUCAUUCUAUUGGAAUUCCUCUUAUUUCGAAAAGUACAUUUCACUAGUUCUCGUAUUUAUAAAAUAUGGUACUUAUUUUUCGCAGAUACGAUCAUAAAAAUUGUAGCUACACUUGUUCGAAGUCCGAUUGCGUUCAUGAAUGAUCGAUGAGUUGGAGGUCAAGGGUAUUUCAAGUUCGAUUUGAUUCUUUUUAAAGACGAGUUGCACGACCUAAUAUACUGGAUUAUUUAAGUCCGUUAAAUAUUCAACGAAAUCGUCUGGAAAGUAGUCAUUCCAGACAAAAUUAAUCGUGGCCACCUUGGGUGGUAUGUUGGGAAUGUCUUAAAAAAAAAAAAAGAAUACAGCUUUCUAUUGGGAGGCGAAGGGAGUUGUCCGCAGUAACGAAGUCGAUAAAAUAAUGCCGAGCGAAAACGAACAAAGACGCCGCACUUUGGCAAGCGAUACUUAUUUAAAACUGUAUGCCAUAAAUGGCUACCCACGUUUUUACCGUAGUCUCUGCGCGUACAAUAAUCAAUACAAUGAUUCACGAAUCUUAUCUCUUACUUUGUAAAAAUGUACAAAUCGUAAAGCUCGUUUCUCGAUCGUUUUAUUUUUCAAUCGAGCUUCCAUUUACAGAUUAGAUCGAGAAAAACUUGUAGUUAAAUUUUACGAAGUCCCUCGACGCGUUCGGCGGCCAUCUCGAGAUUUAAUCAAAUUCAAAGUGCUCGUCCUUGCCGGUGAAAAAAGAAAAGGCUAUUUCGAAUCAUCGAAACGAUUCUCGUCGCGCAAUUUCUUUCCCCUUCGGCGUUUGAAAACCUUUGUAAGAAUUAAGCCGCGCUUGUCUAUUCAUAAAAUGUCCCUUAUAUCGCUCGGUUCGCCGAAGAGAAUGGUUUUUACCGUCCAUCGAGCGCGACCCUCGGCGCUUUUGUGCGAAAUCACAGGGAAUAGCGCCUCCAACGUUUCCCCAAUCUCUACCCUUUUGAUAGGCGAAUUUUAUUCUUCCCUUUCAUCUCUCGUAAAUAGACCGAACCCCCGUCUUUGUACGUAAUAUUGUUGAUUUCUACGCCAAGGAAUAUCGGGGGAGAGAGAGUAGAUAGUUUCUCAUCCGGCAGAUACCUCUUCUGCUAAUGUCAAAGGUCGGUAUUGUACGCCGACGACGCGUUGGAACGAACCUGCCACCGCGGUACAAAUUUCUAUUUAAUCUCACGUGUAGAUACCGUGUUUCGGACGUUUUGCCAGUGGCGGAUGUAUCUUUGGAGCCUGGAGCUCAUUACGUCGAGAAAGGAUUCCUUCUCUCUUAUCAAAGUAUUAACGAUAAGCUCGCGAAUAUUACGUUUUCAACCCGGAUAUUAUUUACGUAAAACGCAGAUAUAUUUCAAGAACAAAAUGAAUUGUUUUUCUUUUCCUAGUAAUGUUUCUUCGUUGUUGUUUUUCUGGUCUAAACCGUGUACUUUACUCCUUCGCCAUAUCAUUAGCUCCUCUUUUUUCUCAUUUUUUAUUCCAUUCGAGGCUGACGUCAGCUACUUUACAGCGUAACUGUGACUAAGCUGUAACUAUAUUAUUUGCAUGAUUUUGUUUUUUACUUGUUAUUGGACUUUGUACACUCUUCAUAGAAUUCGCAAGUAUUUACAUAUAAAAUGUGAACAGUACCGAUACUCGACAGAAUUAAAAAAAAAAAAAAAAAAAAAAAAAAAAAUGCUUCAUACAUCAUGUAACCAAUAACCACACUUCAUUCUCUGUUUCGUGUUAAGUGGGCGUCUGCAGAGUCGCAUAAAUUAAAUGGAACGAAUUUAAAACAACGACCGGAGUGACGUUAUUUUUGCUCCUGGUGGCCGAUUACCAACCAAUUUCCCUCGACCCUAAACUCCCGUUCUUUUUCUACUCUGCUCUAUUAAAAAAAUAAUAACAAUAAUUCUCGGAAGGGCGUUUAAAAGACGUUCGCCGGAACCCGGCCCCGCAUUUUUAAAGGGCCCCGCGGUCUACGAAAAUUACUCGAUUAAAAGGCACCGAUUUUGAUUAACUUUUUACAGAAUGAUGACACCGUUAACAAAUGGAAGCAAUUUUUGCUGAGAUGCAAAACAUUUUUUUUAGUAGCGAUGAUCAAAUCGAAAGGAGUAACAAAAAUCAUCAAAGUAUUAUUAUUUAAUAUUCGUCUUAUAAAAAAUACAUAGCAUUUGUAAAUAUAUAAAUUCCUCGUUGCGAAAUUUAAGUGCAGGAUUUGAAUGUGAAUUCAGGCCCCACAAAAUUGUUGAACCCGGAGGUGUCGCGCGACAAGGUGUCGCGAAACAAAGAAAGAAUAAAGAAAAGAUCGUCGCGUCGACAAGCGGCACGCUUCCCACAUUCGUGGCUGGAAUAUAACGGUCAUUUUAAUAUCGUAAGAUACGAGGCCCUUGGGAUCCAGCCGUGUUGGAAAGGAAUUCCGAAUCGUCCGACGGGAACGCGUGCAUCUCGGACGACGAACGGUGUCUAGUCAACUGUAGUCUCGCCUCCGUGGGAGCUCGGUGGUGUUAUGGCGCAUCUGGUCUCGCGUUUUCUUGCUCGCUCGGGGAUCGAUCAAUAGACUAGAGAGGCGGCGGAGGCGGCUAACGUCGGCUGUCCAGCCAGUGACGGCUUCAACAAUUUGCAUUGCAAAUCACUCGUAAUUAAGAACCGAGUGAAAUUGCUGGAAAUUCACCUCGCGACAUCUCCGGUGCUUCUGUCGGUACGAAAUGCCAUCUGCAUCUUCCCUGACAUCGAUAACGACCUCUCCAUUAGGCACGUUAAUCUCCGAUGCGGACAACUUGUGUGAAUCGCAGCCUGCGAAGAUGUUUUUCGGUUACGUUCAUUUUUCCGUCGCGUAACAUCGCGGAGAUUAGGUUGCAGUAAUUAAUC